Centruroides sculpturatus (bark scorpion) is the source of this 1144-nucleotide messenger RNA. RefSeq lists its product as uncharacterized. Gene Ontology annotation, molecular function: chitin binding. The transcript has 6 exons. Lineage: Eukaryota; Metazoa; Arthropoda; Arachnida; Scorpiones; Buthidae. The record is from RefSeq and is a predicted model, not a curated record. The coding region runs from base 35 to 973 and encodes 312 amino acids. Gene Ontology annotation, cellular component: extracellular region.
UUCCGAUUAUUCUGUGAUUUUUUAAAGUUCAAACAUGAUUAAAAUCGUUUUGCUUUUAGUAAGCUGUUUAGCUUUGACUAAUGCGCUUCCCAGGACUAAACGUCAAGCUUACGCGCUUCCGGAUGGAGUGGAGUUACUUAUAGGAAGCGUUAAAACGAGCUUUACGUGUAGCGGUGACGGAUACUUCGCUGACGUAGACAACAAUUGUCAAAUUUUCCACGUUUGCCAGACGGUGGUGAGAGAAGAUGGCAGCCCCGAAACGUAUCAAUGGAGUUUCAUGUGCGGAAAUCAAACCAUAUUCAAUCAAUACAGCUUGACCUGUGCCGAUCCAUACGAAUCCGUACCAUGCGGAAGCGCUAGAGAUUUCUUCUACGUAAAUGGAAACAUAGGAAACGAGAAAUUGCCCUUCUUAACAGACGAUGAUGCAGACAGAGCAGCACGAGUCAUUCCAGGAAGACAAGGGGUUCCUGCAGAACCAGCUCAAUUCCGCCCAGGAUCGGGAGGAAGACGAGGAUUAAGCUGUUUAGCUUUGACUAAUGCGCUUCCCAGGACUAAACGUCAAGCUUACGCGCUUCCGGAUGGAGUGGAGUUACUUAUAGGAAGCGUUAAAACGAGCUUUACGUGUAGCGGUGACGGAUACUUCGCUGACGUAGACAACAAUUGUCAAAUUUUCCACGUUUGCCAGACGGUGGUGAGAGAAGAUGGCAGCCCCGAAACGUAUCAAUGGAGUUUCAUGUGCGGAAAUCAAACCAUAUUCAAUCAAUACAGCUUGACCUGUGCCGAUCCAUACGAAUCCGUACCAUGCGGAAGCGCUAGAGAUUUCUUCUACGUAAAUGGAAACAUAGGAAACGAGAAAUUGCCCUUCUUAACAGACGAUGAUGCAGACAGAGCAGCACGAGUCAUUCCAGGAAGACAAGGGGUUCCUGCAGAACCAGCUCAAUUCCGCCCAGGAUCGGGAGGAAGACGAGGAUAAUUAGGAUAUAAACAACAUCGGGAUUAACGUCCCACUUUAUUUGUAAUGCCAAGUAGCUGCCGAGGUAACCGAAGGGCUCUUUUCUGGGUGGGGUGAUGGAUUUUCUCAUAAUCUCGCCCAAAAUUAGAAGCGAGAGUGAGAAUAAAUGCUUUAUAGACCGCCCAUGUCCAA